CAUUCAGCUCUUCAUUUACUGACAGACAUAAGACAGUGCUUCAGUGCAUCUGUAAGGCGUACUCUUACAUCUAGAGCACAUUAUACAUUACAUUAUGACCUCUAACCACUGACGGCUUUAUUUUAUUUACAUUUAUUUACCUUUUUGUCACAGAAAUGGCUGUUCUUUUGGCCUUGUUAUGUCUCACAAGUGUUGCAGAUGUAUUAGGAAAGCAAAAGAUAAAUUCAGAAAACAUAACACGGAUUCUAGACCGACUUCUUGAGGGUUAUGACAAUCGACUGCGCCCGGGAUCUGGAGUCUCUGUAACUGAGGUCAAAACAGACAUAUUCGUCACAAGUUUUGGACCAGUGUCUGAUGUUAAGAUGGAGUUCACCAUGGAUAUGUUUUUCCGCCAAAUGUGGGUUGACGAGAGGUUAGCCUUUCAGGGGCCCGUCGAAAUCUUGCCUUUGAAUAAUCGCAUGGUGGACAAGAUCUGGACGCCCGACAUGUUUUUUCGCAAUGCAAGGACGUCACUCGCACACAACAUGACGUCUCCUAACAAGCUGUUUCGAAUCAUGCAAAACGGAACGGUCUUUUACACUAUGAGGCUGACUGUUAGUGCAGUAUGUCCAAUGGUGUUGUUGGACUUUCCUAUGGAUGGACACACAUGUCCUCUCCUGUUUGGAAGCUAUGCUUACACUAAUCAUGAAACCGUCUACACGUGGAGGAAGGGUCUUCAAGCAUCAGUACAUUUUCCUCCAGAAUCAUCAAGCUUACUUCAGUAUGAUCUUGUGGGCCAGACCUUGUUCAGCGAAACAUAUAAGUUCAGCACAGGAAUCACCACUGUGCUCACCAUGACCACUCUGAGCAUCAGCGCCCGCUCCUCGCUGCCCAAAGUCUCCUACGCCACCGCCAUGGACUGGUUCAUCGCCGUCUGCUUUGCCUUCGUGGCUUCGGCCCUCGUCGAGUUUGCGGCGGUCAACUACUUUGCCACGCUCGAGGCCAACAGGGAAAAACGCCGGCUCUCCAGGGCCUCCGUUCUGGAGUCCAUAGCCCAGGGCAGCGACGACGAGCCGGAGACGCCUCAGUCUGAUACCAGUGGCUUUACCCGCAGAAGACGGGCGAACUCUGUGUCCGAGGCGCCCAGGAAUCGCUAUCCCAUCUUCCUUCAGGGCUCGGCUGUCCCACCCAACAUGAUGCUGGCAGGCACCAGUGCCAUAGACAAAUACUCCCGCAUCCUCUUCCCUCUGGCCUUUGGGAUCUUCAACCUCAUCUACUGGUACAUCUACCUCAGCAAGGACACCAUGGAAAAGCCCAGGUCUGUGCUCUGAAAACAGAAAAAAUCCCCUACUCUGCAUCAAGGAGGGAGUUUUUAGUAUGUUUUAUUACGUUGUGUUCUUUCUCUCCGUUUUAUUGGAGUGCAACUCAGAAUCAGAAUGAGCUUUUUUAUUUUUAGA
Sinocyclocheilus rhinocerous is the source of this 1436-nucleotide messenger RNA. RefSeq names its product gamma-aminobutyric acid receptor subunit alpha-4-like. The record is from RefSeq and is a predicted model, not a curated record. The transcript has 8 exons. Gene Ontology annotation, biological process: monoatomic ion transmembrane transport. Bases 156 to 1310 code for a protein of 384 amino acids. Gene Ontology annotation, cellular component: membrane. Gene Ontology annotation, molecular function: extracellular ligand-gated monoatomic ion channel activity; GABA-A receptor activity. NCBI's taxonomy places the organism in Eukaryota, Metazoa, Chordata, Actinopteri, Cypriniformes, Cyprinidae.